This is a messenger RNA of Acipenser ruthenus (sterlet), 5172 nucleotides long. RefSeq names its product semaphorin-3D-like. NCBI's taxonomy places the organism in Eukaryota, Metazoa, Chordata, Actinopteri, Acipenseriformes, Acipenseridae. Bases 437 to 2779 code for a protein of 780 amino acids. The transcript has 18 exons. The record is from RefSeq and is a predicted model, not a curated record. Gene Ontology annotation, molecular function: semaphorin receptor binding; chemorepellent activity. Gene Ontology annotation, biological process: semaphorin-plexin signaling pathway; negative regulation of axon extension involved in axon guidance; axon guidance.
AACAUUAAGCACUGAUUGUAAGUUCCUGGAGAUUCCCAGGGCUGGCUGCAGUUUGUUGACAGAAACCACUGGGUGCCAGAGAUACAGUAGUUCAAGUUUCGUGUGGUAUAGAAAUGAUUCCUUUUUUAUUUUUAUUUUUUACUGGGAUAAGUAUAUACUACAUUGCUUAAUCGUGCUUAAAAAAACAACUAGACACCUUUUCAAGUUACCGUUCACUAAAUUAAGUGGUGGUUAAAAUAUAGUGCUAUUUUUUUCUAAAAAAUGUGGAGCGCUCUCUAAACCUGUCGGCAAGUUGUGUAAGUGACUGCUUGAGGCUUAAAGAGCUCUUAUCUACGGAGUUUCUUAUCGAGUGGCAGGACUCACCUUUAUUGACGGAAGAUAACAUUCCUAACAGAGAAGGAGUUGACUGACUUGUAUCAGAGGCAGAUAUUCCACCAUGGAUUUGGCAAUAGAUGAUAACAAGAGCAUUGGAAGAUGGCAUGGCAGUCCAUUUCAACUUGUCCAGUGGCUGUUUGGAUUGCUGCUUCUGAUCUUUCCGCAUGUCGACACCUUGAAGCAGAACAUACCAAGACUCAAGCUGUCAUAUAAAGAACUGCAGUUCUCAAACAGUUGCAUGCCGUUCUUGGGCUCAGUUGACGGGCUUAAUUUCCAAACCCUGCUGCUGGAUGAGGAAAGGGGACUCCUUCUGCUGGGAGCCAAAGACCACAUCUUUCUGCUUGGUUUGGAUGAUUUAAACAAGAACCCGCGGAAGAUUCACUGGCCAGCCUCUAAAGAAGGAUUUGAACAAUGUAAACUAGCUGGGAAAAAUGUAUAUACAGAGUGUGCAAAUUUCAUCAGGGUUCUCCACAACUAUAACAAGACUCACGUGUAUGCCUGUGGCACAGGAGCCUUCCACCCUGUGUGUGGAUUUAUUGAAACUGGAGGCCGUGGCGAGGAAACCACAUUUCGUCUGAAUAAACAGAGUUUGGAAUCUGGUAGACUGAAAUGCCCCUUUGAUCCAUGGCAGCCAUUUGCUUCUGUUUUAACAGAUGAGUACCUGUAUGCUGGGACAGCAUCAGAUUUUCUUGGCAAGGAUACAGCGUUCACUCGUUCUCUGGGACCACCGCAUGAUCGACAUUACUUAAGAACUGAUAUUUCUGAACACUAUUGGAUAAAUGAGGCUAAGUUUAUUGCAGCUCAUCCUAUUCCAGACACCUACAAUCCUGAUGAUGAUAAGAUCUACUUCUUCUUUCGAGAAACUUCUAGAGAGAGCAGCGUCUUUGACAAAACUAUCUUUUCAAGAGUAGCUCGAGUGUGCAAGAAUGAUGUAGGAGGUCUGAGGAGCUUGACAAACAAGUGGACAACAUUUCUUAAAGCCAGACUGGUUUGCUCCAUUCCUGGGCCAGAUGGUGUGGAUACACAUUUCGAUGAAUUGCAGGACAUGUUCCUGCUUUCAACAAAAGAUGAAAGAAAUCCCAUUGUCUAUGGAGUGUUUACUACUACAAGUUCUAUAUUUAAAGGUUCUGCAGUCUGUGUGUACAGAAUGGCUGAUAUACGAGCUGUCUUCAAUGGUCCGUAUGCUCAUAAAGAAGGCCCAGACCAUCGAUGGGUAGAAUAUGAGGGGAAAAUACCCUACCCGCGUCCUGGAACUUGUCCAAGCAGAACCUAUGAUCCAUUGAUAAAGACAACUAAGGAUUUUCCUGAUGAUGUCAUCAGCUUCAUAAAAUACCAUCCUAUGAUGUAUCGGCCUGUCUAUCCCAUGACUGCAAAGCCUGUGUUCACUAGAAUAAAUGUGGACUACCAACUUACACAGAUUGUAGUAGAUCGUGUUGGGGCAGAAGAUGGACAGUAUGAUGUUAUGUUCUUAGGCACAGAUGUGGGUACUGUUUUAAAAGUUGUGAGCGUAACAAAGGAGAAUUGGGUAACAGAAGAGGUUGUGCUUGAAGAGCUGCAGGUGUUCAAGGUGCCUUCACCCAUUUUAAAUAUGGAAAUGUCUUCCAAACAGCAACAGUUAUUUAUCGGGUCCAGGGAUGGUCUUGCCCAGCUGUCCCUACACCGCUGUGACAUCUAUGGGAAGGUCUGUGCUGAGUGCUGUCUAGCAAGAGACCCCUACUGCGCGUGGGAUGGAUAUGCCUGUUCAAGAUACAUCCCAGCUUCAAAAAGAAGAGCAAGAAGACAAGAUAUAAAACACGGGGAUCCUUCAAGCCAGUGCUGGGAUCUGGAGGACAGUAUGAGCAAUGAACUUGCUGAAGAGAAGCUAAUAUUUGGUGUUGAAUACAACUCUACCUUCCUAGAAUGUGUUCCUAAAUCUCAGCAGGCAUAUACUAGAUGGUUUCUUCAGAGGUCUGAGGCUGACCAUCGGGAAGAGGUAAAGCCUGAUGAAAGAGUAAUGAAGACAGAGCUGGGCCUCCUGAUCCGAACGCUGCACAAAAAGGAUACGGGGACAUAUUACUGCACUGCCCAAGAGCACACCUUCACCCACACAGUCGUGAAACUCAAUUUGAAGGUCAUUGAGAAUGAGCAAAUGGAGAACACACCGAAGGCAGAAGAUGAAGAGGGACGUGCCAGAGAUAGUACACUGGAGUCCCGCAACAGAUAUAAAGAUUAUCUCCAGCUGCUAAGUAGCCCAACCUUCACUCUAGAUGACUACUGUGAGCAAAAGUGGCACCGUGAGAGAAGGCGGCAAAAGCACAGAGGGUCAGCUGGCAAAUGGAAACACAUGCAGGAGAUAAAGAAAAGCAGAAACAGAAGACACCACACUCGUCACCCAAGCCGCAAUCCUGAAGAUGCUGACACAUAAAUUAAUUUGCAUCUCAGGUAUUUUGUUAUCACCCAACAAGACCUUGUGUACAUUCCUAAAGAAGAACUUGGAUAUAUAGUUGAUAAAAUUGUAGUAUCAUAAAGCCACUUCAACUGGACAUCCAACUAAAGGGACCUUCAACCUUAAGAAUGUCUUUCAAGCUAAGGAACUAUUUUGUUCAACACAUCUGUACAUUAAAGGCUAACAUCUUGGUCUGUAUUCAUGCUAUGUAAUUGUAAAUAUUCACGCUUGUUCCAAGGGUAUGUGAGACCAAGCAUUCACAGGUGCUUUUUUGACUAAUAAUUGGAGCUCAACCAUAACCAAACGAUUGUUUUGUUGGUAUGAAACUUAUUUUAAUAUUGUUGUACAAAUUCAAGGUGAUAUUUUGCAGCUAGUGAAGGAAAGUAUUAACAUGCACAAGACAUUUUUAAAAUAAAAAUAAGUAAUUGGUUUGUAUAUCAUGUAGAUGUGUUUUUGUAUUUACUAUAUGACAAAUUAAAAACUGUUCAUUAUGUCCACCUUUUGACUGUACAUAAUGUAGAAGAUUCAGUUCAUUAGAAAAAGUAUUUUUAUGUAUACAUUUAAUUGGUGAUGCCUUCAAACAAUUGCAGUUUCAGUAUUGGUCUAAUCAAAUGCUGAAACCCACACAGCAGUCUUUUAAAACAGUGCAUUUCCAGUGUUCUUCAAAUGAAUUCACAAUUCAUUAUUUAUACAGGUAGUGUGGAUGUAUUUCAAGUCAGCAUUACGUUUGCAAUCUCAUAUUAUACAGUAUGCAUAGAUUUUAUAAAUUCCCAUUAUAACUUGGCAAAUCUCCAAAAAUGCUGUAUUUAAAAUAGUUUGGUGUUAGCUUAUAUUUAGAGAAAGUUGGCUGGUGAUUUCUGUUAGACUGGCCAUGCUUUAUUUUAAUGGGAUUUUCUUUUUUGUUUAUUACCAGUUAACAUUAAGCUUACUAACCAGUUUAUAAAUGUAGCUCAUUUCCUGUUACUAAAGUAACCACGUUAUAUAAUACAAAAAUGUAUAGUUUUAUAAAACCUGGUUUCAUUUGAAAAUAAUUACUACAGUUACAUCUUUAAAUGUACUUUUAAACAAAUUUGACCCAAUAUCAAUAACAUUAAUGACUUGAAGUUGAUAGUUUUAGAUAGUUUACUACUUAUACAAUAGACCCCCAUUAAUUCGUGCAGAUUGGGACCGAUUUGGGCCCGAAUUAGUGAAAAACACGGAUUAGCUGAAAUUGAGUUUACUGUUUGGGAAAUUCCUGCGCUAUUAAUUCAAAAAUUGAAAAAUGCAAUAAUACAAAUAAAAUAUAAUAUCCCAUCAAUGGUCAAAAUACAUACUGUACAUAAUCAGCGUUGUUCAGAGGUAGAGAGAGCUGGUUUAAAAAAGUCACUGAUCUUGAGUCUUUAAUUGUCGUAAGUGCUCUUCAUAUUCAGACUGCCAGGCUAAGAGUCUUGAGUCUGCUUUCUGCUCGCUUGUCACUGGUUUCAGUAACAACAAUACAGUGCUGUCCAUUGGCUUGCACUAUACUGCACUUAAUUAAAUUAAGCAAAUAAAGCAAUACAAUGAUUAAUAUAUAAUCAUACAUUCUGAAUGCAUCUGUUUUUAGCUUUAUCUAUUAUUAAUGUUUAGUUUAUAUUGCAUAUUGACCUCAAAAAGGUUUGAAACAGUUAAUAAACAUUUAUGGAAUAUAAAUAACUAAGCAUUUAUGAAUACUUGUAAUUUGGCUGAUGCAAAAGCCACACCUGUGUAUAAGCCAAAAUAAUACAUUUUAUAUUCAAAGUACAUCUGUUCAAUGUAUAGUUUUUUUUAAGCAUGCCAAAGUGAAAUAUGAACCCUUUGUUGCAUACAAUUUAGACUGCACUGUUGAAUCACUGUUGCAUGAUGUACACAAAGAUUAUGAGAGUGUAUGCUACAAAUGGUUAAGAACAAACCAUUUAAAUCAAGCAAGGAAACAAAGUUGAUUUGAAAUAAACCUUUUUUGAAACUUUUUAAUGAAACCAGUUGUUCUUUUUCAUUUGUUAAAUUGUAAACGGUCAUAAUGCCACACACAAUCACAUCAGUAUAUAAGUCACACAGUAGGUUGCCUCUUUCAAAGAAAACUACAAAGAAAAUUGAUUAAUUCUAUUUUUGUUGGUGUUGGUAUUAUACACAGCUAUAUACAGUACACUUAUGUUAUCUGAUAUUUGUAAUUACCAGUUACACAAAGUGCUUUAAGUACAUUUUAGGAUAGAAGUACAGCCAUAACAGAGUUUCUAGCUACUGCCAUGCCUAUUCAUCUCAGAAGCUCUUAUCAUAGAAGCACAGUGGCUGUGAUUCCAAUGUGCACUUUCAGAGCUGUGGCUGUUACAGAGCAAACAAUGUCACUUUAGAUGAGGUAUGAAUUUGUAUGUAUAUCA